CGGUGUGGGUAGGUCGAUAGCGUGGCUUGGAGACUCAGUGCGCGCCGCGUCGCGCCCCUGCGAGCCCGCGGCCCCGCCAUGAGGGCACGCGAACCGCUAGCUCUCCUUCUAGCGAUAUUCUACGCCGUUAACUACACUUUUGCCGAGAAAAGCAAGUUCUAUUAUAUGGAAUCACUAUGCAAGGACCACUUUCUUCAACGUCAAUACAGAAAGUUAGACGGAGGUGUCCUGUGGUCAAGGAACGAGAGGAAUCUGGACUGCACCGUGACUUUCCAGACGCACAGCAUCCUCCAGAGGUUCAUGCUGCAUUUCGAUCUACUGCAAUUGGAUUGCAAUGACCAUCUCUACGUGUACGACGGGGCGCAUGCCACCGCGCCGCCGAAGGCUGACUUAUCGUGCCGGAACACCAAGCAGCAGGUCGGAGCCCUGUUCACGCGCAGCAACUUCGUGACCCUGAAGUACGUCACUGACAACUGGGGCACGGACGCGAACGGCUUCAAGCUCGUCAUCACUGCAGUCAAAGAUCCUAUUCCAGAGCACGGCUGCAAGGAGUUCAGGUGCAAGCAGAGAGAGUUCUGCGUGAGUGCAGAUCUAACCUGCGACGGCGUGGACCACUGCGCCGAUGGUUCAGAUGAAGACACGGUCGCUCUAUGCCCAGAGAGCGGCGGUAGCGGUUCGAGCAGCACGUGGUUGGUGGUGGCGGGAGGGGCCGGGCUGUUGCUGGCGCUGAUCGCCGCGACCCUCGGCUGCUGUCUCUGCCGACGCCGCGCUGCCAACCGCCGCACGCAUCUACAUUUACAACAGAUGAACGUGAGCAACGGCGGCGGGGCGGGCGCGGCGCCGGAUCCGGGCGUCGGCACGCGGCUGCCGGGAAACUGGGCGCUCCCUGCGGGCCCGCGCGGGUACAGUGUGGCGCGGCCGGGCCGCCUCCGGGCGCGGGCGGCGCGGUGAGCGCGCUCGCGCACAAGGACGAGUGGUUCGUGUGACCACGCGGCCCGGCCGGGCCCGCAGGGCGGGGGCGCCGUACCGGCCCCCGAGCCGCCGGCGAUCGCGAUCUAUCCGACGCCGCUCUAUCUAUGUAUGUCCUACCUGAUUUAGCGACAGUUUUUUUUAGGUGAAUUUUUACUCGUUUAGUGGAGACGCGCCAGGCGUCUCGUGGCUGUCCAGUCUUUGGUGUUAACGAAUAACGCAAUGUAAAUUUAUCAAUAUAACAUUAAACAUUUUUGGCUUAUUGUUCGUAUGUUAUUGAGUGUUAUUCUCGUACCCUCUCGAGACUCGACUGACUUCGAGCGUUCUCUUUCAAACAAUUUAUUAUUGAAAGUAUCUAUUUAAAUCUAGUUAGUUAAUGAAAUAGUGAAGUCACUUGAUUCUCAAUAAAUUUAUUAACCUUCAUCUGUAUCUAUAAAAAAUAUUUAAGAAGACUAAUGAAUGUCUUGUAAUAAGUAUAUGUACAUUUUGUCAUACAGCUACAAAUUGAAGUGAACCCACGUAGGUAUAUUAAAAAUAAUGGCUGUCAUUGGUUGACAUUGUUAAACAUUUCACGAAAGUAAGGGGCCACGGAUUGUAGUAAAUUUAACUCUUUUACACCAUUGCCCAUUACUACUUACCAAUUUAGUUUAUGUCAUUUCUAAAUCAAAGUGUAAAGUUCAGUUGGUGUACGAGUAUUUAAAAUCUUUUCGAAACUUUGGUAUGUAAUAAUAGGUAUUAAUAUAUAUACAUAUAUCAUUUGAAUGCCUUCGAAAAAAUCAUCUAGAUUUAACGAAAUGAAAUACAUAGUUUUGGUUAAAUAAAUUAAUGAUCAUGAAAUUUGUUAGUGAUUCUCUAUUUUCAGCGCCAUCUGCUGAUGAGCGGAGUAACUAUUGCUAAACUACAUUACCUAUUUUUAUUUGUAACAACACAGGACGCCAUCUAGUAGAUUAUUAGUUAACUAUAUUGAAGUUGAGCUUUUCGACGUGUCAAACUUUACAAAGCUUAAUUUUUUUUUUAACUAUUUUUUGAACUAAAAUAUGAUUUCCAAGUUUAGUUUGCUUACAAAAUCAUGAAUUAAGUAAAUUUACGAUUUAAUUCAAUGAUGUCUUGAUUAUUUUGUAAACAUUACAACUAUUUAUGUUAUCGUUUGAAAAGUACCACAACAAUUGGACCAGUUUUUAUGAAGCUUAAUAAAGGUAACCGGCUUGACAAGUCCUCGGUAGUACUAUAACCAAUUACAAACUUUUGAAAAGCUCAACUCAAGCUCUGUAACCAGUUAACUGGCAGUAACGCGUCGGCCGUCGCGGGGAGCGUUUGUGCUUAUAAAUGUCACUUUAAAACAUUGAAUUCGCGCGAUUUUAAUGUUCACGUAAAAUAACAAAGUUUUGUUGAAAUACUAAUCUAAUUUAAAACAGCUAUUAGCGUGUUAUUUUUGUUCUAUUAUACGAUAUUACAAUAAUUAAUACGAACUAUCCGUGAUGUUUUUUUUUCAUUUUUAAUUAAAAAUAAACGUUACUGAUAUACAGAAAAUUAAAA
Bombyx mori (domestic silkworm) is the source of this 2505-nucleotide messenger RNA. RefSeq lists its product as uncharacterized. The transcript is spliced from 6 exons. NCBI's taxonomy places the organism in Eukaryota, Metazoa, Arthropoda, Insecta, Lepidoptera, Bombycidae. The record is from RefSeq and is a predicted model, not a curated record. Bases 79 to 951 code for a protein of 290 amino acids. Gene Ontology annotation, molecular function: protein binding.